Messenger RNA from Aaosphaeria arxii CBS 175.79, 1514 nucleotides. RefSeq lists its product as uncharacterized. The record is from RefSeq and is a predicted model, not a curated record. NCBI's taxonomy places the organism in Eukaryota, Fungi, Ascomycota, Dothideomycetes, Pleosporales. The transcript has a single exon. Bases 174 to 1295 code for a protein of 373 amino acids.
GCAAUUACGCGGCCCAUUCAAUUGGUUCGAUCUACCUUUCCGACUUGUAACAACAUAUAUACUUUCUGUUUGCGCAUCUCACGCAAACCUACGAAGCUCCCAACGUCUUUCUGCACGUGAACGGCUCCUCCGUUGCGCUUACUCCUUCCAUUACAGCAACCACAUUACCCAGCAUGGAUACCCUGACAAGUUGGGCAAUCUUCAUUGCCAUCGUCGGCGCCGGCUAUUGGUAUUAUACACAGAAUAGCGGAAGUGGGAAACAAAGGGGUCGGACGCUCCAGCGUCCGGCUGCGACCAGUGCAAAGGGCGCAGAUACCAAUUGGAUUGAAGCGGAAUCCAAGUCGACAAAGUCGAAUGCCAAAUCCUCAAAGGCCAAGGCACAGGCUCCUCGCAAGUCGGUCAAGAAGGCCGUUCAAGAUGUCGGCAACAAGGUCGAGGCGUCUCUGUCGGCUGCCUCGUCUAAUGGAGGCGCAGACGCAGACGAUGAUCUCUCCCCCGUCGCCUCUCCCUCUGUGGCCACAACAUCCUCGUUCAAGGCCCCUAGCGGAAGGGAUGUCUCCGAUAUGCUUGAGUCCCGUGGUCCGGCUCCAGGCGUCAUGAGCAUCAAGGCCUCCGAGAAGCCCGCUCGCCAGAACAAGUCUCAGCCUCGUCCAGAGACUCCUCAGGAGACCAAGAAGCAGCGUCAGAACCGCAAGAAGGUUGAGGAGGCCAAGGCUCAGCGCGAGGCUGACGAGAAGCAGCGCCAGAUCUUGCUCGAACAGCAGAGGCGUACUGCUCGCGAGGCUCGCGGAGAGCCCGCCAAAAACGGUCUCCAACAGGCGCAGAUUCCCGACUCCAACGCCUGGACUACCGUUCGCUCUGGCGGCUCUUCCGCACCUGCCGUUGCCCCUGUCGCCGCAGCCCAGAAUGGAGGACUCCUCGACACCUUCGAGCCCGAGACCGCACCCAGCGCGGCCAAGAAGACCAAGGCCAAGACCUCCACCAACGGUCCUCAGUACAACGGCUUGCCUUCUGAGGAGGAGCAGGUCCGUAUGGCUAUGGAGGACUCUGCCUGGACGACUGUUGCCAAGCCCAAGAAGACGCGAAAGACCAAGGCUGCCGAUGAUGAGGGCAGCGAUUCCGGCGUCGCUCAGGAGGCUGCCUCCGUACCUGCACCUGUCUCUGCACCCGUUGCAGCUCCCGUGAAGAAGGCAGCAGUCAAGCCCGAGGCUCCUCGACAGAGCUCUCGAUACGGUCUCCUCGCGGAGCCUACAAACCAAGGCCACGAGCUUGACUCUGACUGGCCAGUCGUAUAAGCUCGCCACAUCCUCCGAAUCCUCCUCGACCCAACCCACUCCCAAUGUCAUGAGGAUUCCCCCACGAUCUGCUACUUGGUGCUCAUGGCAGGCGAGAUCCUGCGGAAGUCGGCCGGCGAUUGGGCCUCGCUUUUGACGCGGUUUCAGCGUAUUUUCAUUAAAGUUUGGGCAUUCCUUUGAGGACAGUGUUCACGAUCGUUCACGAGCAGGGGAUGGCUU